Messenger RNA from Sorex fumeus (smoky shrew), 2502 nucleotides. RefSeq names its product ring finger protein 103 (gene RNF103). The record is from RefSeq and is a predicted model, not a curated record. Gene Ontology annotation, molecular function: ubiquitin-protein transferase activity. Gene Ontology annotation, cellular component: endoplasmic reticulum. Gene Ontology annotation, biological process: protein ubiquitination. Bases 1 to 2055 code for a protein of 684 amino acids. NCBI's taxonomy places the organism in Eukaryota, Metazoa, Chordata, Mammalia, Eulipotyphla, Soricidae. The transcript has 4 exons.
AUGUGGCUGAAGCUUUUCUUCCUGCUUCUCUAUUUCUUGGUCCUGUUCGUCCUGGCCAGGUUCUUUGAAGCCAUUGUGUGGUACGAAACUGGCAUCUUCGCCACUCAGCUGGUGGACCCCGUGGCUCUGAGCUUCAAGAAGCUGAAGACCAUUCUGGAGUGCCGGGGCCUGGGGUACUCGGGGCUGCCCGAAAAGAAGGAUGUCCGGGAGCUGGUGGAAAAGUCAGGUGAUUUAAUGGAGGGUGAACUGUAUUCUGCACUCAAGGAAGAAGAAGCAUCAGAAUCAGUUUCUAGUACCAAUUUCAGUGGUGAAAUGCACUUCUAUGAGCUUGUAGAAGACACAAAAGAUGGCAUCUGGCUGGUUCAGGUCAUAGCAAAUGACAGAAGUCCCUUGGUGGGUAAAAUCCACUGGGAAAAAAUGGUGAAAAAAGUAUCAAGAUUUGGAAUACGUACAGGCACUUUUAACUGUUCCAGUGACCCCAGAUACUGCAGGAGAAGAGGCUGGGUAAGAUCCACACUCAUUAUGUCUGUUCCACAAACAAGUACUUCUAAAGGGAAAGUUAUGCUUAAAGAAUACAGUGGACGCAAGAUUGAAGUAGAGCACAUUUUUAAGUGGAUAACUGCUCAUGCAGCCUCUCGGAUCAAAACUAUUUAUAAUGCUGAACAUUUGAAACAAGAAUGGAAUAAAAGUGAUCAGUAUUGGGUAAAAAUAUACCUGUUUGCAAACCUUGAUCAACCCCCAGCCUUCUUCUCUGCACUCAGUAUAAAGUUUACUGGAAGAGUUGAGUUUAUUUUUGUUAAUGUGGAAAAUUGGGACAACAAGAGUUAUAUGACAGAUAUUGGUGUAUAUAAUAUGCCAUCGUACAUCCUUAGAACUCCUGAGGGAAUUUACAGAUACGGAAACCACGCAGGUGAAUUUAUAUCUCUUCAGGCCAUGGAUUCUUUUUUGCGCUCAUUACAACCUGAAGUAAAUGAUUUGUUUGUUUUGAGCCUGGUUCUUGUUAAUCUUAUGGCUUGGAUGGACUUAUUUAUAACACAAGGAGCCACCAUAAAGCGAUUUGUGGUUCUCAUAAGCACUUUAGGGACAUAUAAUUCUUUGUUAAUUAUUUCCUGGCUACCUGUGUUGGGCUUUUUACAGCUCCCUUACUUAGAUAGCUUUUAUGAAUAUAGCUUAAAAUUGUUGAGAUACUCCAAUACAACCACACUAGCUUCAUGGGUAAGGGCAGACUGGAUGUUUUAUUCUUCACACCCAGCCCUGUUUCUUAGUACAUACCUUGGACAUGGUUUACUCAUUGAUUACUUUGAGAAGAAGAGACGGCGCAACAACAACGAUGAAGUCAAUGCUAAUAACUUAGAAUGGUUAUCAAGUCUGUGGGACUGGUACACCAGCUACCUCUUCCACCCGAUUGCUUCCUUCCAGAACUUUCCUAUAGAAUCUGAUUGGGAUGAAGACCCUGAUUUAUUCUUGGAGCGGUUAGCUUUCCCUGACCUUUGGCUUCACCCUCUGAUACCUACUGACUAUAUAAAAAACUUGCCAAUGUGGCGAUUUAAAUGUCUUGGAGUCCAGUCUGAAGAAGAAAUGUCAGAGGGUUCUCAAGACAUUGAAAAUGACUCAGACAGCGAGAGCACAGACACUUUUAGCAGUGAGAAGGAAGUAUUUGAAGAUAAGCAAAGCAUGGUUCACAAUUCUCCUGGAAGAGCAAGUCACUGUGAUGCUGAGGCUUGUUCAUGUGCCAAUAAAUAUUGUCAGACCAGCCCAUAUGAAAGGAAGGGGAGAUCGUAUGGAUCCUAUAGCACUAAUGAAGAUAUGGAACCUGAUUGGUUAACUUGGCCUGUUGAUAUGCUGCACUGUACUGAAUGUGUUGUUUGCCUAGAGAAUUUUGAAAAUGGAUGUUUGCUGAUGGGAUUGCCUUGUGGUCAUGUGUUCCACCAGAAUUGCAUUGUGAUGUGGUUGGCUGGGGGCCGACACUGUUGCCCUGUUUGCCGGUGGCCUUCUUAUAAAAAAAAGCAGCCAUAUGCACACCACCAGCCCUUGUCAAAUGAUGUCCCAUCUUAACAUGUGCAAUUUGUCCUUUAUAAGCUUUGAGUAUCUUACAGCUUGCCUUUUAAUGUUAGUCACAAUGUUUUUGUGGUUUGAAGUUUAGUUUAAUGUUAGUGCAGUGACAGGAAAUACCCAUUAUGCUAAUGUUGAUGACAAUUAUUUGGUUGCCUUGUAUGUCAAUUGAAUGCAUAUUUAAUUGUAAAAAUUUUUUAUUUACAACAUUGGAAAUUCAGAAGUUAAUGUUUUUUUUGUAAGCACAAAAGAAGUAUGAUAAAAAUUUUAUCCUGCAAGACUUUACAAGGUAGGAUCAAAUUCUAAUGGAACUGAGGUGGUUUCUUAUUCUAAAUGUUUCUUCCCUUUUUACAAUCUCUGUCCAGCACCUCUUGGUUAAAUAAUGUAUGCUCUGAGACAUGAAAUUAAAACAGACCUACGAAAUAAAUUAUUUUAAAAACCAGAAGAUUA